GCUCCGCAGCCGGCAGCGGGACACCAGCGCGGCGGCGGCGGCGGACGGGCUGGCGGGCAGCGCGCUCUCGGCCUCUCCUCCGCGUCCCCGCAUCGCCGUGUGCGCGCUCCUCCGGAGAGGACCUGGAGGAAGCAGGUGGUUUUCUAGAAGAUGACCAUAGAAGACCUUCCAGAUUUUCCAUUAGAAGGAAAUCAUUUGGUUGGAAGAUACCCAUUUUUAUUCCCAGGUUCUGAAACACCAGUUAUCUUUUCCAUUUCUGCAGCACCAAUGCCUUCAGACUGCGAGUUUUCUUUCUUUGAUCCUAAUGAUGCCUCAUGCCAAGAAAUUCUCUUUGAUCCCAAAACAUCAGUCUCCGAAUUAUUUGCUGUUUUAAGGCAAUGGGUUCCUCAGGUCCAGCAAAACAUCGACAUUAUUGGAAAUGAGAUUCUGAAAAGAGGCUGUAAUGUGAAUGACAGAGAUGGACUGACAGAUAUGACUCUUUUACAUUAUACCUGCAAGUCUGGAGCGCAUGGCAUUGGUGAUGUUGAGACGGCGGUGAAGUUUGCAGCUCAGCUCAUUGAUCUGGGAGCAGAUGUAAGCUUGCGAAGCCGCUGGACAAACAUGAAUGCUUUGCACUAUGCUGCGUAUUUUGAUGUUCCAGAACUUAUAAGCCUGAUUUUGAAGACAUCAAAACCAAAAGAUGUGGAUGCCACUUGCAGUGACUUUAGCUUUGGGACAGCUUUGCAUAUUGCAUCAUAUAACUUGUGUGCAGGAGCCGUGAAGUGCUUGCUAGAGCAUGGAGCCAACCCUGCAUUCAGGAAUGACAAAGGACAGAUCCCUGUGGACGUUGUUCCGGACCCCGUGGAUAUGCCCUUAGAAAUGGCCGAUGCAGCUGCCACUGCGAAGGAAAUCAAACAGAUGCUCUUAGACGCCGUGCCACUGUGCUACACUGCCCCGAAGGCCAUGUUUCCAAGCCAUGAUCACAGCACCAGCAAGGCCAUGCUGACAUCCCUUGGCCUGAAGUUGGGGGACCGUGUCGUCAUUGCAGGACAGAAGAUUGGUACAUUAAGAUUCUGUGGAACAACUGAAUUUGCAAAUGGCCAGUGGGCUGGCAUUGAAUUGGAUGAGCCAGAAGGCAAAAAUAAUGGAAGUGUUGGAAAAGUCCAGUACUUCAAAUGUGCCCCCAAGUAUGGUAUUUUUGCACCUCUCUCAAAGAUAAGUAAAGCAAAAGACCGAAGGAAGAACAUAACACACACUUCCUCCACAAAAGCUGUGCCUCUUACCAGGUCCCUGAAGGUGGAUGUGGCUCCUGUCGCUGCAAAAGUGAACUCUGGAGUGAUGUCAUCAAAGAAAGAGAACACUUCUGAGUGUGCCCUGACAGGGCCUCCCAGGAGGGAACCCAACGCAGCCACCGAGAAAGAUGUUUCCCUGCAUGGAACCAUGAGCAGCUCCUCCUCCACGUCUUCUUUGGAACAUAAACAGAAUGUCUCCAAGAAAACGAACUCAAGCAACAGUAGCAAGAAGACCACAAGCAAAAGCCCUUCUCUGUCCUCCAGAGCCAGUGCUGGUUUGAAUUCUUCAACAACAUCUGUAGCAAAUAAUCCCCGCCGCGAAGGAGAACUCCACCUUGGAGAUCGAGUGCUGGUGGUAGGCCAGAGAGUUGGUACCAUUAAAUUCUUUGGGACAACAAACUUUGCUCCAGGGUAUUGGUAUGGUAUAGAGCUUGAAAAACCUCAUGGCAAGAACGAUGGUUCAGUUGGAGGUGUGCAGUAUUUUAGUUGUUCUCCAAGAUACGGAAUAUUUGCACCCCCAUCCAGGGUGCAAAGAUUAACGGAUUCCCUGGAUACUCUUUCAGAAAUUUCAAAUAAACAGAAUCAUUCUUAUCCUGGGUUUAGGAGAAGUUUCAGCACAACGUCUGCCUCGUCCCAAAAGGAGAUCAACAGGAGAAAUGCUUUUGCCAAGUCGCGGACGGCUCUGCGGCGCAGCUGGAGCAGCGCCACCGCGUCGGGCGGGCUGGAGGGCGGCGUGAAGCUGCAGGAGGGCGCGCAGGUCCUGCUCACCAGCUCCAAUGAGAUGGCCACCGUUAGGUACCUGGGCCCCACCGACUUCGCUGCAGGCAUCUGGCUGGGACUGGAGCUCCGGAGCGCCAAAGGGAAAAACGAUGGCGCCGUGGGUGACAAACGCUACUUCACUUGCAAACCAAACCAUGGAGUCCUCGUGAGGCCCAGCAGGGUGACCUACCGAGGGAUUAAUGGGUCAAAGCUGGUGGAUGAGAACUGUUGACUUAGAGUUCUAGAGAGUUUGAUGACAGUGUGUGUGGGUGUGUACACACACAUAUGCACACUCACAUGCACAUACACAUGCACACACAUGCACAUACAUAUGCACACACAUGCACAUGCAUACAUAUGUAUAGUAUAAAAUACAGUCUAUGGCUAAUGGCUGCUUUAUCUAGUUCAACUAGCCAUUAUUUAAAAAAGGUAUAAUUACCGUCCUAAAAACCAUUAUUGUAAUUAAGAAAGAGUCUGUAGGUCACAAAUAGGAACUUUGAAAAAUCAUGGUUCUUUUAAAUGCAAUUUCAAAACUAAAAAAAAGCACUUUUAAAAAGCUUUAAAAGCUUGAUGUCCCAGGAAAAUCCUGGAACUUUUUUUUCCCCCCAAAAGACAGAAAAACACCCUGCUAGGUGAUGGGCCGAUUUUCCUCCUAUGUUUUUCGUGCACAUGAUGUUGGAGUCUCCCCAGUGCUGUAAUUGUGAAAAGAUGUUCUGCAUGCCCUCUUCCUGUCAAGUGUUUUUGGACUUUUUCUUUCUGUCUGUGCGUUGUUUGUAAUAAGUGUUUUAAGGGAAUGGUAACUUGGUGCCUGGUGUGUGUUUUUUUUUUUUCUUCUAUUUUGUGGUUGUCACUUGUGCUUUGAGGAAAGGCUCAUGGAAAGCUGUGUUAGACUUUGAGUGGUGAAUGAACUGUCUGGCUCUACUUCUCACCUAAUUGCCAAAUAGCCAGCUAACUAGUUGGUUAACAGAACUAAGACUAAAUGGGGGAUGGUUUCCUAACUUUUAGCUCAGAACUCUGUUCCUCUGUGUAGCGUGAUAUUUUCAUUCUUGUUGGUCAACCGUCUCGUGUAUGAACUACAAACCACCAAUAUUAAGAUUUAUGAAUUUUUGCACAUACUUAUUUUAUUUCUUCAUUGGAUUUAUCUAUAACACAAACACAUAGCACUUUUUAAAACAUGAUGCUACUGGUACAGUGCUCAUGCCUGGGAUCCCAGCUGUGUGGGAAGUUGAGAUUGAGAAGAUAAGGGUUCGAGGCCAGCUUGGGCAAAAAGUCGACCAGACACCAUCUCAACCAAUAAAAAGCUUGGUUUGAUAUUAUACUUGGCAUCUCAGCAAUGUAGGAAGAAUAAAUCAGAGAAUGGUGUGCCAGGCUAUCCUUGGCAUUAAUGCAAGACCCUUUUCUGAAAAAUAAUGAAAACAAAAAGGGUUAGGGGCAUGGACUCAAGGGGUAGAGCACCUGCCUAGCAAGUGCAGGGCCCUGGGUUCAAACCUUAGUGUCACCAAAAAAAUAAAAAUAAAAUAGAUAAAUAUAAGAUGCACUUUCACCUUUUGGAGAUAUAAAGGGCAUUUUGUAUUUGGUUAUUUGUGUAAAUGUUCAUGUUUUUUGAACUUUUCAUUCUGGUGUGUUUGCUGUGGUCACUGUUUUCUGUUUCUAGUGUUGGGAGAGUUUGGCGGUUAUAAGACUGCUGAAUUUUGUUGUGUUUUCAUUUCUCUUCCUGAGCACAUGUUAACAAACUAGGCUUCAUAACAGUGAUGUAACCUUGUCUCGUUGAUGUAUAUUGAAACUUCUGUCCUAUAUGUGUAAAGAUUUAUCUUUUAUUGUAAAUAUUUAGACCUAAAUCUACUACUGAAAUAUUGGAACAGUUUGCUUUAUAAGAUUAAAAGUAUCCUUCAGAAUGGAGCUUGCUUUGUGCUUAGAAAUAUAACAGGCUGAACUAUUUUGCAAUAUAUGGUUUUAAAUCAAAAUUCUGUCACUUGGUUGCCUUUUUUUUUUGAGUGUGGUAUUUCAAAUACUGUUAGACUUAUUUUCCUGAAAUGCACUUGCAAAAUAAGGCUGCUUUAUAACCAAGGAAUAUUUUUAUUGAAUGAAGAAAAUGACUGUGCUAUGAUUCAAAGUAAACUUAUUUUAUUAUAUAGAUUAUUUCUUUAAAAACUAUUUAUACCUUAAUAUGAAAUCCAUGAGUAGAAUGAACUUGAGUGACCAUAAUUCUUCCCAUUAAAUAUAAAACAGUGUAAGUUAGAAAGUCAUGCCAAUGCUGAGUGGAUUUUGGAGGUUAAAAAAAAAACCAACCCACAAUUGUUCUCUUCAUAUUUAGAUUAGGAUGAUUAAAUCCAUGUCAUGUGUAUGUUUACAUAAACUAUCCAUACAAAUCAGUGUUUUCAUUUGUAUUUCGCCACUGAAAUGAAAUUAAAUGCCACUGAACGUUUACUUCUUGAGCAUUAAUAAAAGGGAAGCUGUCUGGUUUUGCAUA
This is a messenger RNA of Dipodomys spectabilis (banner-tailed kangaroo rat), 4500 nucleotides long. It is a transcript of the gene Clip4, whose product is annotated as CAP-Gly domain containing linker protein family member 4. The record is from RefSeq and is a predicted model, not a curated record. Gene Ontology annotation, biological process: cytoplasmic microtubule organization. Lineage: Eukaryota; Metazoa; Chordata; Mammalia; Rodentia; Heteromyidae. The coding region runs from base 151 to 2262 and encodes 703 amino acids. The transcript is spliced from 16 exons. Gene Ontology annotation, molecular function: microtubule plus-end binding. Gene Ontology annotation, cellular component: nucleus; microtubule plus-end; cytoplasm.